UCCUCCCCCAAGCCUUUGCGGCGGUCUGAAAACGCCAACUAGCUGCCAUGCUAGCUGCUAUGCUAACGGGCUGCUACAGGCAGGUGACAGUUAGCCGUCCUCCCCGUCGAAGGCAGCCCGAGGCGGACAACACAAGCAGGAGGAAGCACCAUUGACAGCUAAAGAAGACUCUCAGAUGUGAUGUCAUUGUGGCUGCUGUCAUCAAGCAAAAAGAUCUGCCUAUGCUGCUGUCGUCCUAAUUUUCUGGAUCUACUAUUUGGGAGUGUACUUUUUAUUUUCUUGGGUAAUUAUGGAACUGGAAGGAGCAUAAGAGGACAACAUUGCAAAAUCACUCGCUGCUGUUAGAGUGAGGACUAAACAAAAAAAAAAUGCAGGCCCACUGAGAGGCACCACGUGCUACACGGACACCAAGCUUCCUAUCUGUAUGGUGCUUUUUUUCUCUUUUCCUGUUUUCUCAUAGUUUUGGAGGAUUGAGCACAAGGGCUACUUUGAAGCAGGACACAGGUGCCUGUAGCCCGGCCGAAGCCCACAGACCGCUUGCCAGCUCACUUAAUUCACGACAUUUGGUGCCACUGCUCACUGAAGUGUGGUCACCAGUGCCAUGAAUGGGGGCUGGAGGACGCACCCGUGAGGAACCGAACCCUUGCAAUUGACAACACUGAUCACAUUUCUAAUGUUUUGCUCAGUGAGGACUUGUUUUCCAUUUUGAGCUCUGUUUUUCAUUGUGUUGGGGAAAUAAGAGACCAGGACCUACUUUUACAAACUGGACAGAGGCUUGCUCCAGGGGAGGAUGAAGCUAAGGAAACAGGUGACAGUGUGUGGCGGGGCCAUCUUUUGUGUGGCUGUAUUCUCACUCUAUCUCAUGUUGGACCGUGUCCAGCAUGAACCUGCUCGACGACAAAAUGGUGGAAAUUUUCCAAGGAGCCAAAUUUCUGUCCUGCAGAAUCGGAUAGAACAGCUGGAGCAGCUGCUUGAAGAAAACCACCAAAUCAUCAGCCACAUAAAAGACUCUGUCAUGGAGCUCACAGACACAGGAGCAGUGUCUCCCAGCGGCCAUCUGCCCUUCAGAAGUGCCAAUGGCUCCUGGGUCCUUCCCUUUGACGGCCACCCUACUUUUCUUGCUGUAAAGCCCCAGGACUGCCAGUUCGCUGCAGGUAGCCAAAGUCAGGCAGAUGUUCAGAUGUUGGAUGUAAACUCUCUGCUAAAGUUUGACAACCCCGAUGGUGGUGUGUGGAAACAGGGCUUUGACAUCACCUAUGAUGCUGAUGAGUGGGACAAAGAACCCUUGCAAGUGUUUGUGGUUCCACACUCACACAAUGAUCCAGGUUGGGUUAAAACUUUUGACAAGUACUUCACAGACCAGACACAGCAGAUAUUAAACAACAUGGUGGUAAAGCUUGCUGAGGAUCCUCGCAGGAAGUUUAUCUGGUCAGAGAUUUCCUUCUUCGCAAAGUGGUGGGAAAGCGCUGAUGCACAAAAGCAGGAGGCUGCGCGCAAGCUGAUCCUCGGAGGACAGCUAGAGAUUGUGACAGGAGGCUGGGUGAUGACUGAUGAAGCCAAUGUUCACUACUUCGCCAUGAUAGACCAGCUCAUUGAGGGACACCAGUGGCUUGAAAGAAACCUAGGUACAACUCCACGCAGUGGGUGGGCAAUAGAUCCUUUUGGUCACAGCUCCACUAUGGCUUAUGUGUUGAAAAAGGCCAACCUGACAAGUAUGCUCAUACAGAGGGUCCACUACUCGGUCAAAAAGCAUUUUGCUGCCACUCGCAAUCUGGAGUUUAUGUGGCGGCAGAACUGGGACACUGGAUCCAGUUCAGACAUAUUUUGCCACAUGAUGCCCUUCUACAGCUACGACGUCCCUCAUACCUGCGGGCCUGACCCAAAGAUCUGCUGCCAGUUUGACUUCAAGAGGCUACCAGGUGGACGGAUCAAUUGUCCAUGGAAGAUUCCACCUAAAGCUGUGGUGGAGGCAAAUUUAGCAGAACGGGCACAACUAAUCCUCGAUCAAUAUCGGAAAAAGUCCAAACUUUUCCGAAGCAAGGUGCUUCUCAUCCCCCUGGGGGAUGACUUCCGCUAUGACAAGGCCCUGGAGUGGGACCAGCAGUACACCAACUAUCAAAACCUCUUUGACUACAUGAAUUCUCACACUGAGAUGCACGUCAAGGCUCAGUUUGGUACUCUCACAGACUACUUUAGUGCCCUCUACAAAUCAUAUGGGUUGGCGCAUGGAUCACGACCUGCAGACUUUCCAGUGCUUAGUGGAGAUUUCUUUGCCUAUGCGGACCGUGAAGACCAUUACUGGACUGGCUAUUUUACAUCCCGCCCCUUUUAUAAGAGUUUGGACCGUGUUAUUGAGUCCCACCUCAGGGGUGCAGAGAUCCUUUACAGCUUGGCGGUUGCCAAUGCUCGCCACAUGUCCAUGGAGGGACGCUACCCAGUCUCAGAUUACGCUCUGCUUGUGGAUGCCAGGCGUUCUGUGGGGCUCUUCCAGCAUCAUGAUGCCAUCACUGGCACUGCGAAGGAGAAUGUUGUCAUUGACUAUGGCACUAGAUUGCUGCGGUCCCUCAUCGGCCUAAAAAGAGUAAUCAUCAAUGCUGCUCAUUUCCUGGUAAUGAAGAACAAAGAGUUUUAUCGCUUCUACCAGACAGAGCCUUUCCUGGAGACGGAUGAUAGACGCGCUACUCAAGACUCUUUACCUGAGCGCACUUUAAUCGAGCUGGACCCAGCAGGGCCAAGGUACCUGGUGCUGUUCAACCCAUUCGAGCAAGAGCGACUGUGUGCUGUGACCGUGUUGGUCAACACAGUCAAGGUGAGGGUCCUCACUGAAGACGGACAGACCGUGCCUGUGCAGUUGAGCGCUCAAUGGAGCUCAGCAAGUCAAAUGAGUGGAGAGGUGUUUGAGGUUACAUUCAUGGUGCGCCUGCCUCCACUGGGUCUCACCAUCUUCCACCUCUACAAUUCUCCAGACUCACCAAUGACACUCCUAUCUGACACCUUGCUUCGACUGCCGGGAAACUCACUGCCACACCGGGCUUCAGAUCCACUUCCUGUUCGGUCUCAGCAGACUGACACUAAGACCUUCUACGUCAGCAGCCAGUUUCUGACGCUGGGCUUCUCCGGCACCACGGGUCUGCUGGAGAGUAUCAAACGGAAAGAUGAUCCUGAGGAAGUGAAGGUGGAGAUGCAUUUCUUGGUGUAUGGAACUCGCAUCUCCAAGGACAAAAGUGGUGCUUAUCUGUUCCUCCCUGAUAAAAAAGCAACGCCAUACGAGUACAAGGAACCGCCCGCAGUGCGUUUAGUAGAGGGGCCUCUUUUCUCUGAAGUGGUGGCAUACUACCAACAUUUUCAGCAGACUAUUCGCAUCCACAAUGUGCCAGGUGUGGAUGGCCUGUCUGUGGACAUCACCACUUCGGUGGACAUCAGAGAUCAGGCAAAUAAGGAGUUGGCCAUGCGACUGGUCACCAACAUACAGAAUGGAGACGGCUUCUACACAGACCUCAAUGGCUUCCAGAUGCAACUUCGUCAGCGACACCUGAAGCUCCCGUUACAGGCCAACUUCUACCCAAUGCCAAGUCAGGCAUACAUCCAGGACAGCAAUCACAGACUGACGCUGCACACUGCUCAGUCUUUGGGUGUCAGCAGCCUGAGAAAUGGCGAACUCGAAGUUAUUUUGGACCGCCGACUGAUGCAGGAUGAUAAUCGUGGGCUGGGUCAAGGCCUUAAGGACAACAAAAGGACCGUCAACCGCUUCCGACUGCUUCUAGAAAGGAGAUCCGCAGGCAACAAGGCUGAUGGCUUCUUUGCCAAAGUCUUCUCCUUGUUUCACUCUCUCCUCUCCAAAAUGUUGAGUGACAGGGUUCAAGAGAUGACAGAUAGCACCACCACGAGCUUCCCCUCUGUGCUCAGUCACAUGACCAACGGCAUCCUGAAUCACAACGUUUUGGCACUGCCUGUCCUGCCCAAACGGCGUGGCAUCCCCCCCCUCCAAACCUUUGCACCGCUCAAGUCCAGCCUUCCCUGCGACUUCCACCUGCUCAACCUGCGCAGCAUCCAAAGCCAACAGGACCCCAACGCUCCGUCACCAUAUGCAGCAUUAAUUCUUCACCGUUUGGGUUUUGACUGUGGAUUGGACGCGCCCAACUUGGGCUUCAACUGCACCACCACCCAAGGACAGCUAAACAUUUCAAGCCUCUUUAAGGACGUGGAACUGCAGCUGCUCCAGCCUACGUCUUUGACAUUUAUGUAUUCAAGUCUUCCAUUGGCCAACCAUUCCACAGUCAGUCUGAAUCCGAUGGACAUCUCUGCCUUCAAGCUCAAAUUGCGCUAAGCUGCCCGAACCCAACGGGCUCAGACUCUUCAGGCCCAGAACGGGACCUCCACGGGCUGCAGACUGUGACAGAGGGUCGGGGUUUUGUCAAACCCAUUAUGCAGAACCACAGGCGAGUCGGAGAACGUUGGUCCAUUGCAACGUGGUAGCUGAUUGCUGUUUUGAACCACAGGAAACUGAACAUCUGACUGAGUUCUGCUAUGUAAGAAUGUUUUCUAUCCUGAAACUGAACUACUGAAUGUAAAUAUCCUAAUGAUGUGCGACUGGAAGGAUGGGAGCGAGGAUUCAUCAGGAGACAGUGCAAUUGACUAAGCUUGUUCUUCUUUCAGGUUUAUUGUUUUUAAAUUGUCUAUGUGCACAAUCAUUUUAGUUUCGAUAUAUUUUCAAUUUAAUGUCACGUUUCUCCUUUUUUUUUUUUGUCUCAAUGCAGCAAAGAGAUUGUGUGAUGUGGACAUUUGGAAACACAGGUGGUCUCAUUUCACUGCCGCCACAAUGUGAUCAUGACUCAUGAAAGCUCCAUAGUCACUGUCACUGUUUUGCUUCUUUAUGCUCAUCAUUAUCAGUCGUCUAUGGAGAACAUUUGUCUUCAUUCUCAUGUCACGUCACUGCAUAUUUUGUUGGGCUGAACACAUUUCAUGCUCCUGGCUUGUGCAAAAUUCACAAAUACGGAAUUUUAAUUACAAUUGAAAUAGCUCCACCCUACAGAAUGUUUAAUUUGAAUGACAGGAAGUAGAAUUAAAUUAAUUGCGUAUCAAAUAAAUUCAUUAAAUGCAAGUAAAAGAAAACAGCUUGGUUUUGACCUAAAUUCUUUACAACGGGAUACUUUACAAACACUCAAAAUAAAUACGUUUUUUUUAAAUAAUUGCAUUCUGGUAAAUGAGGCAUUUUUACCAAAUUUUCCAUAAUUUCAAGGUAACAAUAGCAACAAUGUAUUUUCAUUUUACACCCACAUUAUUAAGUAUUGGCAUACUAGCAAGAUAGCGCCAAGUGACAAUAUCCAUGACUUUUUAGUUUCUUAACUACAUUUGGUAACAUUUAAAGUUUUGAUAUGCCAUCGAGUAGCAAAAAUGGCAGCACUAAGGACAGAAAGUGUGAAAUGUCCUUAACGAAUUGAGCAUUUUGACUUCAUAACAGUAUGAAUCGGUCAAGAAAUGUGGGAGUAGUUAAUUCUGGAAUACAACAAAAUGAUCUGUUGGAAUUUCAAUUAUGUGUCCUUUGAAUGUCAUUUGUCAAUCUAAAUUCAAUUAUUCUUCCUGUUUGCAACCCAAAUUGAAAUUGAUUGAAUUGGAAUUUGGGAGAUAUUCUCAAUUUAAUGUGGAUUUUUGCAUAAGUCCAGUGUGCUCAUCUGAUGCUAUACACCACAAAAAUGGGCAGAAGUCUUAGGCCACCAGAUUGUUGUUUUUUAAUGAUAUUUUUCACAGCAUUCAUUUCAAUGCAGUAAAAUAUAAUUUUGCAACAAAUACCACAUGUAAGGGUGACCUAAAGCUUUUGCACAAUCCUGAUACAGAUGCAACUCACAGAAAGUUGGGGCUUAAUGGGUGAAAUGUAACAUUUACAUGCAAAUUUAACAAUGAACACUAGGUUCAUCCUGAAAUGUUUAGUGACUUAGUGCAGAGUGAGCAAGUGCUGUAAAGCGGGACUGCAAGUUUGUCUUCGGUUGUGGGAAAUUCCUAUAUUCAAAUCACUGAUCAAGUUCACAGCCGCAAGAGAGAUUUCAUUUGCAAUGAGAUUAUUCAAUUCCAGUACUCCACCAGUGACAUUCCAGGAAGUCUUGUAAUCAUGAGGAAACAUUUUUUAUGCACUUAAUGUGUCUGCUGUUUUUCUAAAAGUUUAAAUUGAUGUUUUUGAUUUGUUGUUGCAAAGUACACAGUCGGCACACACGAACUGCAGCAGCCUAAUAAGCAUAUAAUGUGUGUGGAGUGACCCACUUUUAAAACAAAAUUCAACCUCUACAGAUAUUACUGCACAAUGCAUCACUGCCUUCAAUGGGACUGUGAACACUGUCACCCUUAAAAAAAAGAAAUCCAUUACUUAACAUGACCAAAUUGCUGGUUUCCCUCUGGAGGUCUUGUCACACAUGAACAUGUUCUCCGCUGUCUUCCAUUAGCACUUCUUUGAUUGUCACUUCCGUCCUUUUCCAUCACCUUUUUUCUAUUGUGCGUCUCGUCUGUCCGUUAAACUGUCCUUCAUAAAAACGAGGGUGAAAAAGAGCUGUGGUAAGGUAAUAAAAAGGAGGCAAUUAGGCUCUCUUCUGUGUUCCAUUGUGUAUAAAAUGCAAAAGAAGAUAAUAAAGAUGAAUAACUGAUUGGGCGGUUGACACACA
Molecule: messenger RNA, 6650 nt
Organism: Nerophis ophidion (straightnose pipefish)
Lineage: Eukaryota; Metazoa; Chordata; Actinopteri; Syngnathiformes; Syngnathidae
Gene: man2a2
Product: mannosidase, alpha, class 2A, member 2
Exons: 24
Coding region: 791-4327 (1178 amino acids)
Biological process (GO): N-glycan processing; mannose metabolic process; protein deglycosylation
Cellular component (GO): Golgi membrane
Molecular function (GO): alpha-mannosidase activity; carbohydrate binding
Source: RefSeq, a predicted model, not a curated record